Choloepus didactylus (southern two-toed sloth) is the source of this 879-nucleotide messenger RNA. It is a transcript of the gene BCL2A1, whose product is annotated as BCL2 related protein A1. NCBI's taxonomy places the organism in Eukaryota, Metazoa, Chordata, Mammalia, Pilosa, Megalonychidae. Bases 181 to 708 code for a protein of 175 amino acids. The record is from RefSeq and is a predicted model, not a curated record. Gene Ontology annotation, biological process: release of cytochrome c from mitochondria; mitochondrial fusion; negative regulation of apoptotic process. The transcript is spliced from 2 exons. Gene Ontology annotation, molecular function: protein heterodimerization activity; channel activity; protein homodimerization activity. Gene Ontology annotation, cellular component: mitochondrial outer membrane.
CCUACGCAUGAAAGCAACGAGGAGGAAGGAUAUCAAAAAGUGAUGCAAACAGAAAUUCCAACAGCCUCCAGAUGUCAUUAUGUGUCAUAACCCUGCAAAGCUCUGUGAAUUUUCUUUUCAAAUUGCUUCAACAACUUCCACUUGAACCAGUUCAAGACUUUGCUCUCCACCAAGCUGAAGAUGACUGACUGUGAGUUCAGAUAUAUUUACACGCUGGCCCAGGACUAUCUGAAAUAUGUCCUGCAGAUACCAGAACGAGAAACAGGUCCAAGCAAAACAUCCAGAGUAUUACAAAGCGUUGCUUUCUCAGUCCAAAAAGAGAUUGAAAAGAAUUUAAAACCAUGCUUGGACAAUUUUGAUGUUGUCUCCAUAGCUACUGCCAGAACAAUAUUCAAUCAAGUGAUGGAAAAGGAAUUUGAAGAUGGCAUCAUUAAUUGGGGAAGGAUUGUAACCAUAUUUGCAUUUGGAGGUAUUCUCAUCAAGAAACUUCUAAGAGAGCGAAUGGCCCCGGAUGUGGAUACCUACAAGCAGAUUUCUUUCUUUGUUGCUCAGUUCAUAAUGGAAAACACAGCAGAAUGGAUAAGACAAAACGGAGGCUGGGAAAAUGGCUUUGUAAAGAAGUUUGAACCUAAAUCCGGCUGGCUGACUUUUCUGGAAGUUACAGGAAAGGUCUGUGAAAUGUUGUAUCUCCUGAAGCAAUACUAUUGACCAAAAAGGACACUCCAUAUUGUGAAACCAGUCUAAUUUGUUACUUUUGCAAGAACUAUUGCCAACACUUACUUCUACUUUCAAACAAACACUGUGAUGAUGUAACAUGACUUUCCAGAGUAGCAGAACUUUUAUCCCCAAUUUAAUGAAUAAACUGUACCUUUUGUCCUA